Messenger RNA from Caenorhabditis remanei, 681 nucleotides. RefSeq lists its product as uncharacterized. Gene Ontology annotation, cellular component: membrane raft. The coding region runs from base 1 to 681 and encodes 226 amino acids. The transcript is spliced from 6 exons. Gene Ontology annotation, biological process: innate immune response. Lineage: Eukaryota; Metazoa; Nematoda; Chromadorea; Rhabditida; Rhabditidae. The record is from RefSeq and is a predicted model, not a curated record.
AUGAAAUUCAUAUUCCUGGAGGAAAUGAUAUCCGUUGCUCAAGACUCCUUCUACAAACUAUAUGCAAGUGUAGAGUUGAAAAAUGGUAUCAGAGGAGUCAAUGACUAUAUUGUUGUCACUGAAGAAAAUGGAAACACAAUAAGAAUGAAUAACCGAACUGGAAUAGGAGGGAACCUUUAUAGAUAUAUAGUAACUCCUGGAGGUGAGAUGACGAUCGAAGUGGUUACGAAGAAUCUAUUCAUGAACACAAAGAUGGCGAUCAGUGUGUAUUAUCGAGCAUACUGCAAACAACUUCAAAUCUCAGACGGCCAAACUAUUUCUAUCCCUGGAAACUCUUUACAACCAAUACCUGCACAUUACUCGUGUACUUACUUGAUAGCAGCUCCAACCAGCCCUACAACAGGAUUAUAUGCAAAUGUUACACUGAUAAGCAACAUGAAUGGAAUUCAGGAUAAAAUUAUAGUGACAGAUAUAACAGGAGCCAACGUUUGGGACCGUGAUAUAAAUUAUUAUAAUUACAUUGUCAUACCUGGAUCUUCAAUGUCGUUUCAAAUUAAAACUGGGGAAUUGUUCAUGGCUUCGAUGUUUUUGAUCAGAGUGGAGUGGCAUGAAGUAAACAUUGGACCAACUAAACCGAUGAUUCGAGAUGAAAUUAAUUAUGUCGACCUGGGACUAUUGUAA